This is a messenger RNA of Patiria miniata (bat star), 4392 nucleotides long. RefSeq names its product lysophosphatidylserine lipase ABHD12-like. Gene Ontology annotation, biological process: phosphatidylserine catabolic process; monoacylglycerol catabolic process. Lineage: Eukaryota; Metazoa; Echinodermata; Asteroidea; Valvatida; Asterinidae. Gene Ontology annotation, cellular component: endoplasmic reticulum membrane. The record is from RefSeq and is a predicted model, not a curated record. Gene Ontology annotation, molecular function: phosphatidylcholine lysophospholipase A1 activity; monoacylglycerol lipase activity. The transcript is spliced from 12 exons. The coding region runs from base 151 to 1314 and encodes 387 amino acids.
GGUUUGUUUAUCUUUUUUAUCUGCGAUAAAUUUACAUAACUGCACUUAUCUGAUCAUUCAUUCAACUUGUCCGCGUGGUUACAACCGGCAAAACAGGGAAUUUACCCAGUUCUUUUAAUAUUCGUAGAUAAUUUAUACACACGAUCAGUGAUGCCAACUAAACGGAGAAAUCGUGAGAAAAGCACAUUAAAUGGGAGGGAAAAUGUCGCUAAUGGGAACACUGUGUUGAACAGCGGCAGUGUACAUGAUCAUGAUGAUCAUAGAGCAGUUCGCGUGGUGAAUGGCGAUUCGAACUCAAAGAGUUUGUGUAGCAAUAGCAGGCCCCGACCAGCAUCAUGGAAGACCAUUGCCAAGGCGACGGUGUUGUGCUGUGUGGCUGUAUAUUUCCUUAUCCCCGGGUUAGCACCGGUGGUACCACUUAUGUCAAAGCAGUUCCUAUACCUAAACAUUGUGAAAAACCCUUUCUCGCCGUCCUUGCAAUACCCGGAGCAGCAGAACCUAACAGGAGCCAGGAAUCUCCACAUUGGCACCCUACCACCUGACCCCAGCAUUCGGUUGGGCAUGUGGCAAAUUUUACCGCAGUCCCUGCAAAAUGGUGGCAGUAUACAAGACGACAGCCAGUUUGAUGAGGCACUAGGUGAUGGUAAACCAAUAAUACUCUAUCUCCAUGGCAACGCAGGGUCAAGAGCUGCAGAUCAUCGUCUGCUGUUGUACCGUCUCCUUAUUGGAAUGGACUUCCAUGUAGUAGCCCUCGACUACAGAGGCUUUGGUGAUUCCAGUGGUUGGCCCUCAGCUGAGGGAGUCGUAGAUGACGCUGAGUCUUCCUAUAGAUGGGUGCUGGAGAGGAGCAAGGGCGCCCCCAUCUAUGUAUGGGGCCACUCCAUGGGCAGUGGGAUUGGGAGCGCAAUGGUGAAAAGACUAUGCAAAUCAGGGUUGUGUCCACAGGGUUUGAUCCUAGAAUCUCCGUACAGCAGCAUGCACGACGCCAUGAUGAACCACCCAUUCACUGUGCCAUGGCGGUUUGUACCAGGAUGCUUGGCGCUGAUCAGCAAAGCCUACGAGGAAGAGGAGGCAAUGUUCGACAGUAAGGAGAACCUCCUUGAUGUCCAAUGUCCAGUGCUAAUUAUCCAUUCGGAGGAUGAUUUUGUUGUUCCUUACAAACUGGGCAAAAGACUGUACGAUUACAGUGUUGAGCACCGUGCUAAGUCCUUACCACCAGUGACCUUCCACUCCUUUGGAGACGCAGGAUUCGGGCACAGGCACAUUGUGGAUGCACCGGAUCUACCUGAAGUCAUCAGGAACUUCAUGAAGUGACGCAUCAAAUACUCAGGAAGUAGUCGAGUGUAGCUAAAUUAUGCGCGAGCAAUGCAAUUGUUCCAUUUCUUCUACUAGCAAGGUUUGAAGUGUUUCUCUAUUUAAGUUAUACUGUAUCUAAAACACCCCCCCCCCCAUAAAGAAGACUUUUUAGUACAUUAUGUGGUGUUGGCUUAAAUUGAAAGAAUAUGAACCGAUUCAUCAGCUCAUUUUCUUAUUAAGUUGCAUAACCUUAAGAACCUCAAGUACACAUGUACUCAACAUCCAACACAAAUGUUUGCAAUAAUUUAAUCUAUUCAGGUUUGUACAGCCCGUACCCCAUUAUUUUACAGUGGGGUUUGUGGUCCCAUGUUUUUCAGUGCAAAGAGUGUUCCAUUUGGUUUAAAUGCACAGUUUUUUCUAUUUUGAAGGCUUGCUAGCAAAAAUAAUAAGGAGUCUUAAUUUCAAACAACAAAAAUGUAUAUCCUGAGUACCGGCUCUGUGCACAAGAACCCCCUCAACAGUAAGACAGGGAGAGUUGGGGGAGACCACUGGGAGAGACAUUAGAAGGCAUUGCCAAUGACGCCUGACACUCAUGUUGAGACGCUUUGGCUUUGCUCACAUUCAUAAUUUAAUUAGUCGUGCCAACUUCACCCUAUACGUGCAUGAACCUGUACGUACGUGAACCAGUAUGUACAUGUUCUACAUAACCCCCCGAGGACAGACAUACAAAGGGAGAACAACAGAUCCUUUCAGUCCUCAGGAGUUGGGUCUUUUGUUGAAAACACUCCUCUGUCAUAUCCUCUGUGUGCUUAGUCUAUGGGAGAGUGUUACAUUACAGGGACAAAGGGAAACACAAAGCAUUGUCCUCAGGAGAAUAGUAAAACAAGAGACUAUGCACACUCUGUGUGUCCUGUUCACUGGAAUCUCAAAAGUGGUCAGAAAGCUCCCUCUCUUUAGUAACGGGUGGAGCCCAUACACUCCAGCAUCCAUGGAUCAUAAAAAGCCGUAUGUCAAGUAAAAGUGGCAUGGCUGUACCUUCCCCAAUCCUACAAAAUCCUCCAAAUGGGGCUGGUGGAUUCGAAGGAUCUGUGAAGGUUUUAGGGAAAUGAACAAAACAAUUGCUGGAGGUUAACAUAAUUGGUCAAUGCCGUGUGGAAAGACCAAUUUUGAUAGCCUCAUAAACUGUAGAUACAAUAAAUCAAGAAAACAUAUCUUUAGGGGGGAGGGGGUACCCUGUAUGCAGUUAGUUAAAGUGUAUUUCUUUCGUUGUAGUUUUCUCUGCGUAGUCUGGGUUUUAGAUUUGUUUUGCAAUUUGAGUUUUAAUUUUAACUUUAAGUAACCUGUAUCUAUUUAGAAGAUUUCUAUUUGCUAGGUUUUCAGGGUGUGUGUGUAUGCUUCUCAGGAAGUGUCAAGGAGUUGAUUAAGCAAAAAAUAUAUAAUUUAAUGCACAACAAAUGCAAGAAAAUGCACGAUUGAAGUGAAAUAUUUAAAAGUCAAAACUGAUCAUGGUGCAAAAUAAUGUAAUCAAAUAAGUUUUACUACUAAGAUGCCUAUAAUAUAUAUACAAUUUUUAUUUUGUAUAUAUGUAUUAAAUUUUAAGUUCUUAGUAAGAUUUUUUUGAAGGAUUUUGUAGAAUGCUUAAAAGUAGGAUAAAAGUUGUUUUAAACAAGGUAUCAUGACUGUAGAAGCUAUUGUACAUUUGAAAAGCAAGACAAGGUAAAGCCUAGUAGUGCUGGUCCCAGAGUGCAUUGAUUCUCGACGAUUCAUAAUGCAGUGCACCACCAAGAGUUUGCCACGGAGAGUUAAUUUUUCCAAGCAAGUGCAUUGUGGAAGAUGGUCGACAAAUUCGCAGCGCGGGGUGUUUGAAAUAGUUUGUUUUCCGGCCAGUAGUUUCGAAAGCUUAUGAUUUGAUUCGAGUAUAUGUUUGCCCUUUUCUUUUCUUUUUAUCAAUAUUGUGUUUUUUUUGUAAGGCGGCAGAAUUCUAUGCCUCAAUCAUAACUAAUUAGCUGAAGUUGUCUAUUGAAUCUCCGAAUGGGCCGUGUUUUGCCGACCGUAAACUUGAAAAAUGGACUCUCCAUGGCAAACUCUUGGAGGCGCACUGCAGGAAUGGCAAUCCACUGGAAAUCUGUUCAUGCAUGUGGUCUACAUAAUGGGCCAGAUUUAGGGAAAAUAUUCUAAAGCUUAACCAGAAUAAAACCGAGGUUUGGUAAACAUGACCCUGCCAAUCUGUGGGUAGCUGUGAUGAACAUUGUGCAAUGGCGCCCUCUUUUGGUAAAAGUGUUGCAUUUUUUUUCUGGCCAAGUUCUGUAGUGUAGACAUUCUUGAUUCGUAAAUCCCAUUUUAGUCAUGAAUCAUUAUGUUUGAAAACAAAUACAGAAUGGAUCAGCAUUGUGGUGGAAUAUCUAAUAAUUUCAUUGAGUUUUGUUUUUAUUCUUUACAUACUUAUGCGAAGUGUGCAGUGUGAAUAGGCCUACAUGCAGUUAGACAUGCGGUUUUUAAAGGAGACUUCCGAGAGAAUGCGCCUUUUGGGGCUCGAAAACCACGAAACGAUUAUAGUUGGAUAAGAUUGUUAAAAAGUAGAACAUGAAUGUUCACACAACCAUACCUUGGAAAUUUGCUGUUUUCGUGUAAUAACCGUGAGGAUGAAUGAUAGUGGUAUAACAUUUCGGUCCUCCAAAAUUGAGCAGUUGGAGCGCUAUAGUCGUCAUUUCAGUCAAACAAAUGUCUUCAAAGUUCGAAAUAUUAGCUGCCCACAAUAAUUCGGCUCUUGCCAGGCAGGUUCAUUGUUUGCGCAAAAUGAAAGCUCUUUUUCGGAGGUUGCGACGCCAAAACUCGGGGAAAGUAGUUUUUUGUGUGCGUGAAAACCAAACCAUACAAAUUAAAAAUUCGUUAGAAGAAAAAAAAAUCUAUUGUGAAGAGCACAAAAUUAAUAAACUGUACCUUGAUAAUUUCCUAGAUAAUAGAAUUUCAUGAAAUUCAUCAUGUGUUAUACAAUGUUGGUCAUUUUAUAACUUAUAGGCCCUACUUGGUUCUUCCAUAAGAUAUUGUAUAUUUUGACUGUGUGCAAACUAUUAAAACAAGCAAUUCAAACAGAAA